AUGGGGUCAAUUAAUAAUAAUGAUACUUCUAUCGAAUGUGAUGUUUAUAUUCAAAGACUUUCUGCUUAUAUUAGAAGAAAUGAAGAAUCAUUAGCAAAUGGAUUACUUUGUUUUUCUAAAAAUAAGAUAAAUCCAAAGUUAAAACCAUUAAGAUUAAGUUUCAGUCUUCAUCAUCUUUAUUGUGUUAGUGAAAAAAUCGAAACAUCAAAUUUAGGGGUUGAAGUUGGACCAUUAAAUAUAAAAAUCGAUAAUCCUAAUCAUGAACCAACUUUUAUUUCAUUUAUGGCUAAUAAUGCAAGAUCAUCGAAAAAUUUCGAAAGCGAUGCCAAGUCAAUUUCAUCCAUAAAUUCAAUGAAAUCAAUAGUUAGUUCAGCAUCAGUUUAUUGGAGAAAUUUUUCUUUUAGUAAAGAUCCUAAAAUAGUGAAUAAAGAUUUAAGAUACUUAUAUUCAUCAUUUACUAAAAUACCAUGUUUAAUAUUGAGUCCAAAUACUAAGAUUUCAAAUAUUAAUGGCUAUGAAGAAUAUCCCUGUGAUACUUCAGUUCCAAUUAAAAUGUUUAAAAAUUUACAAGUAUUAGAAUUGGUUGAUUAUGAACCAAUUGAAAUAUUUGGAUGGAAUAUUUUAAGUGAACAAUUAAGAAUCCUUAUUAUUAGAAAUUCAAAAGUAAAUGAUUUGGCAGAAAUAAUCUUUAAUCUAGUUAUUGAUGAUGAAUUAGGUAGAUCGUCAUUUUCAAAUCAUAAACAAUCAAGAAAAUCUGAAUGGUUACAAGAUUAUCAUUUGACAAAUUAUACUUAUGGACAUAAUCAUUCUCAAAGUUAUAACGAUUAUUCUUUUAAUAUUAAUAACUCUGCAUUUAAACAAAAAAGAGAGAGAGCAACAACAACUGGUGGAGCUGGCUCCAUACCAAAAGAUGUUUUAAAUGAUUUAAAUAUUGAAAAAAAUUAUCAAAUUUUACCGGAAAAUAAAUGGUCAGUUAUUAAACAAUUAACCGUUUCAGAAACUUCAAUUACCUCAAUUCCUUCUUAUGUUUUUAAACCUUUAAAUAAUUUAGUUAAGUUAAAUUUAUCAGGAAAUUUAUUAGAUAAAUUACCCGAUGGAUUAGAUCAACUAACUAAUAUUAAAUACUUAAAUUUUAGUGAUAAUUAUAUUACUAAUUUGAAAAAUUUACCUAAAAAUUUGAAAAAUUUAUCAAGUCUUAAUUUUAAUAAUAAUAAAUUAAUUGAAAUUGAUGGUAUUGAAAAUUUAUUUAAUAUUGAAAAAAUUGAUUUAAGAAGAAAUAACUUAUCAAAUAUCAAAUUAUUAAAACCUUUAAUUAUUCAAUUUAUUAAAAAUUCAGAUAAAUUAACCAAUAUUUAUUUAUCUGGUAAUAAUUUACAUAAAGGUUAUAGAACUGAUUUAUUUAAUCUAUUUAAUGGGGUUAAGUAUAAAAAUAAUAUUAAAAUUGAUGAUUCAAGACCGGGAUAUUUUGAAAGUGCCCUAUUAUUAGAUGCUGAAUCUUCUUUCAAAUUUUUAGAAAAAUUCUUUGAUCUUAAUAGAAGAAAUAGUUUAUCUAUUCCUCAACCUCCAAGAAGAAUGAGUGUUACUACCAGUCAUACUAAAAAUAGUAAAUCAACAAGUGAUAUAAAUGACUUGAUUGAUCCUUUUGCCUCUUUCAAUUUAAAUCAAAGUAUGAAAAAUUUGAAAAAAUCAAAAUAUACAACUACUUCAACUACUUUAACUACUCCCAAAACUUAUACGUCUCCAACAAGUACAAUUCAAUCAAAUUCUUCCCCAAUAUUACUUUCUGAUAAUAUCAGCAUCAUUUCGUCUUCUUCAGUUAAUCAAAAACAUUCGUUCCCCUUGGCUAAUAAUCAAAAUCUACCAAAUCAACUACAUAAACCGUUUGAACCUUCAGAUCAAUCCUAUAGCUCAAAAAAUUUUAGACAUUCAAUUCCAAUUCCUUCUCCUUCCAAUCCUACAAUGACUCCUUCUCCCUCUCAAGCUAGAUCUUUGAAACAUUCAAGCACAAUGACUACUCUUGAUAUCGAUACAACUUCAAUUCAUAGUCCUGCUCCUAAUGUUAUGACCCCAGUUCAAGUUCAAGUCGAAGGCUUCCAAUAACUUUAUGCAUCACUUACUCUAUAAUCUUUAGAAUACUUUAUACUACUUUGUUUCCUAUACCCUCAUGUUUUUUUUUCUUUUCUCUCUAUAUAGCAUCAUGUACCAUUUGUAUAAUU
Hyphopichia burtonii NRRL Y-1933 is the source of this 2216-nucleotide messenger RNA. RefSeq lists its product as uncharacterized. Gene Ontology annotation, cellular component: cytoplasm. NCBI's taxonomy places the organism in Eukaryota, Fungi, Ascomycota, Pichiomycetes, Serinales, Debaryomycetaceae. Gene Ontology annotation, molecular function: protein kinase binding. The record is from RefSeq and is a predicted model, not a curated record. The transcript is spliced from 2 exons. The coding region runs from base 1 to 2100 and encodes 699 amino acids.